AUGCGAUCCCCUUUGCGUAUUGCUAUUCUUGAGUGCGAUGAGCUGUUCGGAGAAGCCAAGCAAGAAUUCAUUAGUUUAGGCGAUUUCUGUGCAAAGUUCCUUGAGACUGGUGCCUCGAAACUUACGAAGGACGGCCUUUAUGAACGACCCAACCUCGAAUUCUCUUACUAUGAUGUGGUGAAGAAGCAAGAAUAUCCGAACGUUGAGCAAAUCGACGCAAUAUUUGUGACAGGGGGCGGCUUGAAUGAUUGGAUAUUAAAACUCACCGAUUUCAUCAAGUCAAUUUUACAAGGGCAGUCCCGGGUUCGGGUAAUGGCUGUGUGCUUUGGGCAUCAGAUCGUCGGACGUGCAUAUGGAGUGAUGCCAGAAAGGAGUGGUGUCGGUUGGGAAGUUUCUGUCACGCCGAUGACUCUAACAGAGACCGGAAAAAAAGUCUUUGGAUGUGAUUCACUGGCCCUUCAUCAAAUGCAUCGCGACGCCGUUCCACGCUAUCCACGGUUUGUUGAGAAGCUUGGACACUCAGAUCUUUGUGAAGUGCAGGGUAUAUAUGUCAAAAAUCGUGUUAUUAGUUUGCAAGGGCAUCCAGAGUACAAUCCGAAGUUUGCAAAUAUAUUGCUGGAUCGAAGACGCGGAUCAUUACUGACUGAAAUUGCAUGGCAAGACGCAAAGAAUCGAGUCAAUAAUCCGCAUGAUGGAGUGAGCGUUGCGGUUAGCUUCAUUAAAUUCCUGUUGGAGGACUUCAAAUGA
Penicillium angulare is the source of this 747-nucleotide messenger RNA. Its product is annotated as type 1 glutamine amidotransferase. The transcript has 3 exons. NCBI's taxonomy places the organism in Eukaryota, Fungi, Ascomycota, Eurotiomycetes, Eurotiales, Aspergillaceae. The record is from RefSeq and is a predicted model, not a curated record. The coding region runs from base 1 to 747 and encodes 248 amino acids. Gene Ontology annotation, cellular component: nucleus; cytosol.